Messenger RNA from Hippopotamus amphibius kiboko, 939 nucleotides. RefSeq names its product olfactory receptor 1A1-like. The transcript has a single exon. Gene Ontology annotation, molecular function: olfactory receptor activity; G protein-coupled receptor activity. Lineage: Eukaryota; Metazoa; Chordata; Mammalia; Artiodactyla; Hippopotamidae. Gene Ontology annotation, cellular component: membrane. Gene Ontology annotation, biological process: G protein-coupled receptor signaling pathway. The record is from RefSeq and is a predicted model, not a curated record. Bases 1 to 939 code for a protein of 312 amino acids.
AUGAGAGAAGACAACCAGUCCUCUACCCUCGAUUUCAUCCUCCUGGGAGUUACUGGUCAGCAGGAGGAGGAAGAUUUCUUCUUCAUCCUCUUCCUAUUCAUUUACCCCAUCACAGUGAUUGGAAACCUGCUCAUCAUCUUGGCCAUUCGUUUUGACAUUCACCUCCACAACCCCAUGUAUUUUCUCCUUGCCAACCUCUCCUUUGUCGACAUCUUCUUCUCCUCUGUAACCAUCCCUAAGGCAAUGACCAACCAUCUCUUAGGCACCAAAAACAUUUCCUUUGGAGGAUGCCUAACACAGAUGCAUUUCAUUAUUGCCUUGGCUAACACAGACAGCUACAUCCUGGCUGCAAUGGCAUAUGAUCGUGCUGUGGCCAUCACCCGCCCACUUCAUUACACAACCAUUAUGAGCCUGAGGUCUUGUGUCCUGUUAAUUUUGGGGUCUUGGGUAGUGGGAAAUGCCAAUGCUCUUCUCCAUACUCUACUCACAGCUAGUCUGUCCUUCUGUGGAAACCAGAAAGUGGCCAACUUCUACUGCGACAUUGCCUCUUUGCUCAAGCUGUCCUGUUCUGACAUCCACUUUAAUGUGAAGAUGAUGUACCUGGGGGUUGUUGUUUUCUCCGUGCCGUUACUAUGCAUCACCAUCUCCUACAUUCGGGUCUUUUCCACAGUCUUACGGGUUCCAUCCACCAAGGGUGUGCGCAAAGCCCUCUCCACCUGUGGUUCCCACCUCACUGUUGUUUCCCUGUAUUAUGGGACAGUCAUGGGCAUGUAUUUCCGCCCUCUGACUAGUUACAGCCUAAAGGAUGCAGUGAUAACUGUGAUGUACAUCGCAGUGACCCCAAUGUUAAAUCCUUUCAUCUAUAGUCUGAGAAACCGAGACAUGAAGGCUGCCCUGGGGAAACUCUUCAGCAAGAGAAUCUCCUCAAGACCAAUGUGA